AUGGGUGAAGCAGCCCCGCGUCAGUAUAGCUGUGGCGGACGGGUAACAUUCACACACGCGUACUCCCGCUUCUCGCGCUUCCUCGGCUCUCCCCGUUUGAUCCAGAUGCGAAUCCUGGAGGAGAAAAUGUGGAACUACGGCGGGCGCAUACCGAAGCACCUUCUAGGCUCACGCAGAGGAGAACUCUGUUUAUGUGGACGGAGAUUCCCUAUUGGUCAUGGUAUACGCGGCGGGCGGGCAACAUUGAGUCACAUUGUCAUGUUUGGCUCACAGGGGACUGAGCGUGGAGGUGAUAGGUCCGAAUACGAUAGGGAAGAAAAAGCCAUCGUCGAAAACCGCGGUUGUGUUCUCGGUUUGACAGGCGAGUGGGAAGGGAAGCAUAGCUGGUAUGGCGGCAAGAUCCAGCAGGUCAUCACUCUACGCGUCUCGGGAAACCCAGGGCAAGAGCGUUACGAAUUUGAGCUUGAGAAACCCAAGAUCUCUCGCUCUCACUGCCUCUCGCGCUUCCUCGGCUCUCGCCGUCUAAUCCAGAUGCAAAUCCCGGAUCAGACAAUGUGGAACUACCGCGCGUGCAUCACGGAGUACCUGUCGCGCCACUCGUUUGCGAUGUGGGGACGCGGCGUAUGCAAAGGAGAAACAGGGUUAAAACCGCCCAACGUGAUUGCGGGUGAAGCGGGCAGUAAAUAUGCCUUCUCCUAUAAUGCCGCCUCUCGUGCCUCCUCUUCCUUGGCGUUGGCAGAUAUGGAUCCCAAAGCAUAA
This is a messenger RNA of Coniophora puteana RWD-64-598 SS2, 759 nucleotides long. RefSeq lists its product as uncharacterized. The transcript has a single exon. The record is from RefSeq and is a predicted model, not a curated record. NCBI's taxonomy places the organism in Eukaryota, Fungi, Basidiomycota, Agaricomycetes, Boletales, Coniophoraceae. Bases 1 to 759 code for a protein of 252 amino acids.